This is a messenger RNA of Vanrija pseudolonga, 927 nucleotides long. RefSeq lists its product as uncharacterized. The transcript is spliced from 2 exons. Lineage: Eukaryota; Fungi; Basidiomycota; Tremellomycetes; Trichosporonales; Trichosporonaceae. The record is from RefSeq and is a predicted model, not a curated record. Bases 54 to 695 code for a protein of 213 amino acids.
CGACCUCAUCCCAGUACCUCGUCUCCUCCCAAUCCCUCCCCCUGCUCACCACAAUGCUCUCCUUCGCCCCCCGUGCCGCCCUCCGCGCCCCCCAAGUCAGGAGCUUCACCACCUCGUCCCCGCGCCAAUCGCUCGGCUUCAGCGGCACACUGCCCCUCACGGGCCCGCUGUCCACGGUAGUGCUGUACGUGCGCCCGCCGGUCGUCAGCGCCCAGACGGACGGAUACAGACUGCCGCUGGACGCGAGCGGCGCCGCGAGCGUGUUCAGCACGGCGUACCCCCCAGGCGAGGGCGGCGAGCGGCGCGAGCUCCGCGUGCCGGAUUUCGCACUCACCCCGGACCCGGUCGCGGCUGGCGUGCUCGCGCAGCUGGCGCACAAGCUGGAGAAGAACGUCUCGGCGGCGGCGUUCAAGCUCUCUGCGUUUGGAAAGGGCGGACACGUGUCCCAGAGCGUCAACAAGUCCCAGGCGCCCGGGUACCUCGGCACACUGACCGUCACCCUGCCGUCCCAGUUCAGCGGGGGCUCGCUCGUCGCCUCCGACGGCGCGGACAAGGCGGCGUUCGACUUCGCCGAGGCGAGCCAGGGCAAGGCGCUGGCCUGGGCAUUCCACCCCAAGGGCGCAGCGUACGAAGUCCGCCCUGUCGACAGCGGCACCCUCGUGUCCGUCUCGUACGAGGUGUUCGCGGACAAGUAACAGUAUAUAGGCACAGGUGGGGACUGCUUCAUGCGAUAAUGUCUAUACAACCGUCUACUUUUGUUGUUUGCCAUGGGAUAUGAUACAGUGCGCAAGGCGCCUUUUGCCUUUUGGUUGAGUGACUGACCGACUGUUCGGUUGAUUGGCGACUUGAGUUACUGGUUGAACCAGUCGACUUCCUUCUGCUCGGCGACUCGGGUUACUGGUUGAACCAGUCGACUUCCUCCUCCUC